Eptesicus fuscus (big brown bat) is the source of this 1139-nucleotide messenger RNA. RefSeq names its product EGF like domain multiple 7 (gene EGFL7). The transcript has 9 exons. The record is from RefSeq and is a predicted model, not a curated record. Gene Ontology annotation, biological process: anatomical structure development. Gene Ontology annotation, cellular component: cell surface; extracellular region. The coding region runs from base 75 to 1109 and encodes 344 amino acids. NCBI's taxonomy places the organism in Eukaryota, Metazoa, Chordata, Mammalia, Chiroptera, Vespertilionidae. Gene Ontology annotation, molecular function: signaling receptor binding.
CCUCAGCAGGUGCCGCGGGGCGGCCGGCGAGGGCCAGGGUCCACCCCGGGCCCGCGGCGGCGGCGCUGGUGGCCAUGGCCCAGCGGGGGCCUGGGCGGCGUCAGACCCCAGGACAGGGGCGGCCCGGGUGGCCCCCGGCACGUGGGAGAGCAGCCGCCACCAGCGUCCGGGGCAUGACGGAGCGCCCUUCUCCAGGCCACCCCGAGGAGAAGGCCGUCCCGCCUGCAGGCGCGGGCCAUGGGGGGCUGCCGGGAGCUGCUGCUGCUGUGGGCCCUGGUGCUGGCGGCGGGCGGCACGGAGCUGGUCUACAGGCCUGGCCGCCGGGUGUGCGCUGUGGGGGUUCCCCAGGGCCCCGUGACCGAGUCCUUUGUGCAGCGCGUGUACCAGCCCUUCCUCACCACCUGCGGCGGGCACCGCGUCUGCAGCACGUACCGAACCAUCUACAAGACUGCCUACCGCCGCAGCCCCGGGCCGGCGCCCGCCAGGCCGCGCUACGCCUGCUGUCCGGGCUGGAAGAGGACCCGUGGGCUCCCCGGGGCCUGCGGAGCAGCAAUAUGCCAGCCGCCGUGCCAGAACGGAGGGAGCUGUGUCCGGCCGGGACGCGGCCACUGCCCGGCCGGGUGGCAGGGAGGCAGCAGUCAGACAGGAGCGCACGGGGAGGUGCAGGAGGAGGUGCAGAGGCUGCGGACGCGGGUGGACGUGCUGGAGCAGAAGCUGCAGCUGGUGCUGGAGCCCCUGCACAGCCUGGCCUCGCGGGCGCUGGACCAGGGGCUCCGGGACCCCGGCCGCUUCCUGGCCCACUCCUUCCAGCAGCUGGACCGCAUCGACUCGCUGAGCGAGCAGGUCUCCUUCCUGGAGGAGCAGCUGGGGUCCUGUUCCUGCAAGAAGGAGCUGUGACAGGCCUGCCUCCUCCCCAGCUCUGCACUGCACCCCUCUCCUGGGAGGACGCCCCACCUCUCCUCACGGAAGGACGGGGCAGGGCGGGCCGAGGGGUCCUGCGUGAAUUCAGCCCCUGCACCCAGCAGGCCUGUGCCCAGGGGAGUGCGACAGAGCCUGGGGCCCUGGGGCCACUGACCCGGCAGCGUGCUAGCUGGGGAGCCCCACCCUGACCUUUGUCAGAAUAAAAUGAGACUUGAAGA